Lepus europaeus (European hare) is the source of this 174-nucleotide messenger RNA. RefSeq names its product cortexin domain containing 2 (gene CTXND2). The transcript has a single exon. The record is from RefSeq and is a predicted model, not a curated record. Bases 7 to 174 code for a protein of 55 amino acids. Lineage: Eukaryota; Metazoa; Chordata; Mammalia; Lagomorpha; Leporidae.
CUCUCCAUGGAAGAUUCAAGCCUGGCCAGCAGUGUGGACGUGGACAAAGGCUUUGCCAUCGCCUUUGUUGUUCUCCUGUUUGUAUUCCUAAUAGUGAUGAUUUUUCGGUGUGCCAAGUUGGUGAAGAAUCCCUAUGAGGCCACCUCCACCACCGCAGAAUCAUCUCUGAGCUGA